Messenger RNA from Musa acuminata subsp. malaccensis (wild Malaysian banana), 2840 nucleotides. RefSeq names its product mitogen-activated protein kinase kinase kinase 5. Gene Ontology annotation, molecular function: ATP binding; protein kinase activity. The record is from RefSeq and is a predicted model, not a curated record. NCBI's taxonomy places the organism in Eukaryota, Viridiplantae, Streptophyta, Magnoliopsida, Zingiberales, Musaceae. Gene Ontology annotation, biological process: protein phosphorylation.
GGGAGAGAUGGCUGGCGUCGCGCACCGUUGCAUUUCUUCGCGACCUUUGUCUUCUUCUUCUUCUUCUUCUUUUUCUUCUUCUUCUUCUUCGCCCAUAUACCUCCCAUGGGCGACGCCACCCGAUCCCUCGAGGCUUAGGGUUAGGCUUCCCCUCCCCCUUCCAUUUAUACUACCCUAAGCCUCCCCUCUUUCACCACCCAUGUCCCCCUCCUCCGCCCUCGACAUGCCUUGGUGGAAGAGCAGCAGCCACAACCAUAUCCUCUCCUCCUCCUCCUCCUCCUCGUCCGCCUCCCAGAGCACCGGCGGCCACCGUGGCAGCCGCAGGGACGUCCGAUUUUUCCCUUGGAGCCGCCGGCACCCCCUGCCCCGCCUCACCCGCCAGCGGAAGCUGCGCCACCUCACCGACGUCGAGAUCGACGAGUUGUCCCUCGACGAUCCCGCUGCCGUCUCGUUCUCCGCUCCCGUCUCCAUGUUCGCCAACAACCUCGAAGCCAUCCCCUCCCGGUCCGUGUCGUCGCCGUUGUUGCUCCCGCGCCCGCUCCCCCUGCCGGACGCCGCCGCCGCCACGCCGUAUCGAGAUUCGACCUCCGACCGGGGGCUAGGGUUCUCGCAUUCGAACGCCAUCGGCUUCCCUUUGCCCUCUCCAUUGAGGGCUUCUAAGAGGGCGGAGGGUGACGACGGGAAUGGCGUAGCUGCCGAUCCCACGUCUUUCGUAUCUGCGUUUGGGAGUAGGUUAGCUUACCAUACUAAUUACAGUAGUCCAGAUCAAGUUGGCAUAUCAUCAAAUAAAUCAACUAUUAGUCACAGGAGGAAGGUGUUCCAAGAUCCAAAUUCUUCUGAAACUAUGAAAUUUAGGUUGAAUAUUCCUGCUAAAAGUGUUCCAGUCAGCCAGUUCUCAAGUCCUGUUACUAGUCCUGUUGCCAGUCCUCGGAGAUUUAGUGAUGUAGACUUCUCAGCUUCUCCCAUUGGGUUUCCAGGGCUUCAGAUGUGGUCAGCACCAGAGAUCUCUUCCAAGGGUAUGAUGGCAGUUUAUCCUUCACGCACUUCACCUGAGAAGACAAUGUACAGUCCUGAACGUUCUCCACUUUGUAGUCCAAGAACUAAAAGUCCUCUAUUAAGAUCUACAAAUCCUAGUGCACCGCCAUCUCCCGUGCAGACAAAGUUGUUUGCAGAGAGCCCAACUGCAUGGCAUGAAAAUGGUGGUAGUGUCAAUGUCCAUCCACUGCCUCUUCCUCCUGGGGCCUCACCUUCUUCACAGUCAAACUUUGGUCAUCAGAGUGCAGCAAAAACAGAGGUAUCACUGAAGGCAAAUCAUUGGCAGAAAGGAAAACUUAUUGGAAGCGGAACAUUUGGAACCGUUUAUGAAGCCACCAACAGACAUAAUGGUUCUUUAUGUGCAAUGAAAGAAGUUAAUAUAAUUCCUGAUGAUGCCAAAUCUGCUGAAUGUUUGAAACAAUUGGAACAGGAGAUAAAGUUUCUUAGCCAAUUUAAGCAUCCAAAUAUUGUCCAGUACUAUGGGAGUGAAACAAUUGAGGAUCGUCUUUACAUAUAUCUAGAAUACGUUCAUCCUGGUUCAAUUAAUAAAUAUGUUCGUCAAUAUUGUGGAGCUAUGACAGAAUCAGUGGUGCGCAAUUUUACUCGUCAUAUUCUCAAUGGGCUGAUUUACUUGCAUAGUAAAAAGAUCAUGCACAGAGAUAUUAAAGGAGCUAAUUUGCUUGUUAAUGUAAAUGGCGUUGUUAAGCUAGCUGAUUUUGGGAUGGCAAAGCAUUUAAGUGGAGCAGCACCCACUCAUUCAUUAAAGGGUUCACCAUUUUGGAUGGCUCCAGAGAUGUUGCAGGCUACAAUGAAUAAAGAAAUUGGUUAUGAUCUUGCUGUUGAUAUUUGGAGUUUAGGCUGUACCAUCAUUGAGAUGUUCACAGGGAAGCACCCAUGGAGUGGUCUAGAAGGGCCUCAAGCUAUGUUUAAGGUCUUGCAUAAAGAUCCACCAAUACCUGAAACAUUGUCCAACGACGGCAAGGACUUUCUUCAACGUUGCUUUCGUAGGAACCCUGCAGAGAGACCAACUGCUAACAUGUUGCUUGAGCAUCCUUUCGUUCGAAACUCCCACCAUUACAGUAUUCAUGGUUCUCUCCAGGCUUUUGCAGGGAUUAAACUUGAUAAUACAUUUAGCCCUGGAGAUAGAGGUAAAUCAAAAAGCGAGCCAAAUGUGAGAAGGAAACAUAUGCCUAAUGGUGAGAACAAUCAAUCUCAUCCUGAAAUCCCUGAGUUAGCAGUCUCCCGUCUUUCUUCUCGUACUGCCGUCGAAGUUUUCCCUAGCUUGUCUCCUCCUCACGCAAGUAAUGCUUCAUUAAGUCCAGUUGGCUCCUCAGCGAACACACAGAAUGGUGUUCAACUGGGUGCUGCAAACUUUCAGCCCUAUGCAUUACCCAAACGUUAAUGGCAAGGAAGAGAUAAAUCCCUUUUGAUAUAGAGUGUUGGAUACUUGCCCAGCGGGUGUAAGGAAUGCUAAUUUAGUUUGAUCCCCAGGUUUAGAAGACUAACAGAAGUAACUGAGGUCAUUUAAACAUUGGUGGAGCUGAGAUGUAUAGUUGAUCGUAUGCGAUCACAUUAUUCCUCCUUUUUGUUUUCUCAAUGUUCUCCGAAUCGAUUUAUUCUUCCAUUACUUUGGUGAUACAAGGUCUGUCAUUGCUUUUGGGAAUCUGAAGUGAACAGGAAGCCUUUUAUUGUUGACUCCCUGGAUGUGUUAAAGAUCUACAUCCAGGGGUCCGUCGAUGACACUUAUGUUGUAUAAUACUGUGUCCAUGUCAGGAUCAUAAAUCAAGUGUAGAUGAAUUCCUUCA